AUGUGGUCCAGAAUUUAUUUGAUAGUGGCCUGCGUGGUUCACGUGUGGUCUGAGUUGAGAGUGGACCCUUUAGUGCAGACGAAGUCGGGUUUGAUACGAGGUUUGAAAGCUGAUGAUGGAAAUUACUCCAUGUUUUUGGGAGUACCGUACGCUAGAAUCAAUGAAACUGAUCCUUUCGGGCCGGCUGCAUCAGACUUAAUAUUCGAUGGCAUCUUUGAGGCAAACAACGACAGCGCGAUUUGUCCACAAGUCGACGACAAUACCAAGCAAGCUAAAGGAACCCUCGACUGUCUUCGAAUGAAUAUCUUCGAGAAGUUCUUCGAUAAAGCUAUACUACAGAGCGGUUCAAAUCUUAAACCUGGUGGUCUAAUGGAAGUAGACAUAACACCAGCAUUGAAAGUCGCGGGAAAACUCGGUUUAGAAACGCAAGACGUGACAAAAGCCAUGAAUUUCAUUAAACAGAUCGAUCCACAUACGAUCGUGAAAACUGCUAUCGAUCUUGGCAUAAAGCUGCGAGGUUGCGUUGAAAGAGAUAUUAAUGGUGUCGAACCAAUAAUAACUGAACAUUUUUUGAAUAUUGAUAUGCCCAAGUUGAAAAACACACCGAUCCUCGCUGGUUUUAAUACGAGGGAAGGUUUAGGCAUGAACAAGAAUAAGGAAGACGUCCAUUACAUGGAACCUUACUACUUUGAGGAUAAUUUGAAGUUAGCAUUCCACGAAGAUGAAGAAUUUGAUGAAAUGUGUGAUAUAGUUCGCAAUUUCUACAUUGGUGAUGAAGAUCUUAAUGAAGAUGUUAGGAACAAUAUCAUAGAUUUCGAAGGUGAUUACUAUUAUGGAUAUCCAGUGCAGGAAAGUUUGAAGAUUUACGUCGAGCGUGGUGCUCUACGUGUGUACCAAUAUCUUUUCUCUUACGAUGGUGAUAGAAACUUGAUUAAGAAGACGAAUAAUAUAACAAACUAUGGAGCGUCUCAUGCUGAUGAAUUGAGCUAUCUGUUCGAUCACACGUUAAUAAAAGAAAAGCCGUCAGAUGAUGACCAGUUAAUCAUAGAUCGGAUGACAAAAUUAUGGACCAAUUUCGCUAAAUACGGAGAUCCUACACCCGAGGUUACUGAGCUGCUGCCAAUAAAAUGGACACCAAUAUCCGCUGAUAAAUACAUCUAUCUGGAUAUCGACAAAGAGUUCGCUAUCAAAAGCCGUCCUUUCAAACAGCGACUCACAUUCUGGGAGCUAUUCUACAAAGCAAAUAUGAAAAAAAUACGAGGAUACAAAGCAAAAUAA
Molecule: messenger RNA, 1278 nt
Organism: Danaus chrysippus (African queen)
Lineage: Eukaryota; Metazoa; Arthropoda; Insecta; Lepidoptera; Nymphalidae
Source: the annotation of a GenBank genome assembly